AUGAAAUCUGUCUUUGUCUGCACUGGUGGCUCACCUACAAGAUUCAAACUCUAUGCUGAAUGGUUUUCUAAAGAGUGCAAGCUGGAGUGCAGUGAAAACCUCUCGAAAAGUGAUCGUUUUGUUAUAUACAAAACAGGAAAAGUAGUUUGGAUCAACCAUGGGAUGGGAACACCAUCGUUGAGCAUCAUGCUGGUGGAAACAUUGAAAUUGAUGUACCAUGCGAAGGCACAAGAUGUCAAGUUUAUCCGUAUUGGCACAUCUGGAGGUGUUGGUGUCGAGCCGGGCACAGUUGUCGUCAGCACGAAUGCGAUGAACGCUGAGUUGAAGGAUAAAUACGUUUUGUGGCUUAUCGAGCAUGAGACGUUUCUGGACGAAGAACUGCGAAAUGAACUCGUUGCAGUUGCUAAAGAGAAGAAACUUCCUGUAGAGGUCGGUUUGACAAUGUGUGCUGACGACUUCUACGAAGGUCAAAUGCGAUUGGACGGAUUUUUCUGCGAAUUUAAACCAGAGGACAAAAUGGAGUUCCUUAAGCAGAUUCACGAAAAAGGUGUAAGGAAUAUUGAAAUGGAGAGCACAUGCUUUUCGGCAAUGACGUAUCGAGCCGGUGUGAAAGCAGCGAUCGUAUGUGUGGCGUUGUUAAAUCGGAUGAAAGGUGAUCAAGUGAAAAUUGAGCACAACGUAUAUUUGGAAUACGAAGAACGACCAUUUCGUGUGGUGACUGCGCUGAUCCGGAAACAACUCGGAAUCUGA
Messenger RNA from Angiostrongylus costaricensis, 750 nucleotides. The record is from the annotation of a GenBank genome assembly. NCBI's taxonomy places the organism in Eukaryota, Metazoa, Nematoda, Chromadorea, Rhabditida, Metastrongylidae.